This is a messenger RNA of Paracoccidioides brasiliensis Pb18, 771 nucleotides long. RefSeq names its product gamma-glutamylcyclotransferase. The record is from RefSeq and is a predicted model, not a curated record. The transcript has 3 exons. Gene Ontology annotation, molecular function: glutathione specific gamma-glutamylcyclotransferase activity; gamma-glutamylcyclotransferase activity. Gene Ontology annotation, biological process: glutathione catabolic process. Bases 1 to 771 code for a protein of 256 amino acids. Gene Ontology annotation, cellular component: cytoplasm.
AUGCCACAUUCCUUGAUACCAGCUCCAAUCUCCUGGACGAGCCAUUUCCCCAACGGAGAUCUUUGGGUUUUCGGAUACGGCGGAGACCAUCGAGGGACUCCCGAAUCACCCGGAAGAGUCGUAACUGUCAUCGAACAAUCAUUUUGGGAAACACUAUCAGACACUCAAAAUGAUCUCCAACAAUCUACCUCGAACCUCUCCGUCGUCUGGGGAGCAGCUUACCAUAUCCCCGCCUCACACGCCAGAGAGGUUCACGCCUACCUCGACGAAAGGGAAAUAGAUGGGUACACUGUUCACUUCACCCUUUUCCACCCGUCACCAAAAUCAUCCACCACCACCGGAACUACCAACAAUAACCACCCACCAACCUCCCCCAUAACCUGCAUGGUCUACAUCGGCCUCCCCACCAACGCGCAAUUCCUCCGUAAUCCCGCAGACCGCGACCCAGCCUCCGUCGCGCGUGUCAUAAGCCAGAGCCGCGGGUUAAGCGGUGAGAAUCGCGACUAUUUGUAUUUGCUGGAGAAGGCGUUGGAGGGUCCGGAGUUUGAGUGGAAUAGAGGUGAAGGGGGGAUGGGGGUUGCUGAUGGACAUGUGGCGGAUUUGGCAAGGAGGGUUAGGGCUAUUGAGGGGGAGAAUGUAAGUGAGGCGGAUCGGCGGAGGAGCGAAGCUGUGUUGGAGCAUUUGCCUGGACCGCAGAUGGAAACGGAGGAGAAGGCGGUUCGGAUGGAGGAGUUUGAAGGGGGCCGAUUAGGAGGGGGAGGGGAGGGGUGA